AUCGAUAAGAGCCUCAUCUGAAAACUAACUGCCUCUUUUCUGUCCAGAGCUUUUUUAUUAACUGCUUAUUCCGUUUUGGGAGAAUAUGAAUGUCAACAUCAGCAACUUUAUGGCGAACACGGAAGAAAUACCUUACAUGGAAAUGAAGACAAGUUUUGGUAACAAGGAGAACAUCAAACCUGCUAGCAAAACCCAACUUUCACGAUCUAAACAGACCAAAGAAGAGAGUUUUGGCCUCAGUUUACCUCUUGGAGACGAUUAUGAACGAAAAAAGCAGAAAUUAAAGCAAGAGCUACGUUUAGAUUACCGGCGAUUUAUGUCUGAGAAAAAAAAUCUAAUAAUUGCUGAUCCAGUUUCACAACAGUCCCACAUGCUGUCUCUUCCCAUAAAAGAACGGAGAUCAGCGAAGGAAAAGCUGCAAGAUGAGAGAAACAAGGAAUAUAAUCUGUUUCUCCAAAGGCAAGAUGGAGAACAGAAAACAGUAAAAGCUUCAGUUACUUCUCAGGCCCUUGAGAGAAAUGGCUUUGGCUCAAUUACUCCAAAGCACCCAAAAGUUUCUCCAGAGGAACAAGCUCAAAGAACCAGUCAGAGCCUGCAGAACAUUGUGUUCUCAAGAAGAGAUGUUGCCACUCUGACUGAACCCAUUUCAGGAGUGCCUAAGGUAUCAAGACCUCGGAGACACUGGGAAGAGACGCCGGUUCGCUGGGGAGGCCCUCACCGAGAUCACAGCAGCUCUGAUGAGGAAAUGGAGCUCCUGGAGAAGGAGAGGCUCCGAAACGAACAGGACAACUUUCAGGCAAAGAGGAGAGAAGGAAAACACGACAACAGCUCACACAGUCUGCAAGCCCUGACUCCAGCACAAAGCAGGUCUGCCAAUGAUCAGAACAUGAACACGUUUGCUACAGGACUCAUGAUUGGUGCUGCUGAAGGAGAUGAGGCCUCUCAGAAGAGGAAAGAGCGCUACAGGCUGGAGCUGCUACAGCAGAUCGCAGAACAACAGCAGAACAAAAGGAAGGAGAAGGAGCUGGAACUGAGAGUGGCUGCAACAGGCGCUGUUGAUCCAGAAAAAAAGCCAGACCGAAUUAAACAAUUUGGUGCCGUGACCCGGGAAUAUGAAGGCAGGAGAAGAGAUGUACCUUACCGUCCAGGACUAGGUCUAGAGGAGGUCAGGGCUGACUCUGCCAGGCGACUCCAUGAAGAGAGGCCUCUACAAGUACCAAAUGACAUCACACCUCCAGAUAGACCACGUGUAGCUUUCCAGUCCCCGUCUCUGGAACAUAGCACUGUUCUAAGCCGACUAGCUAAUGCAUCAGGUGCUGGUCUGGAGGCUGGGAUGGGGUUUGGGGCUAUUACUGAUGACAAUCACAGAAGCCUCUCAAGAACCCUGGGAGAGAUGGUUGCCCCAAGAAUUACAGGUGUGCGUCCUCCGUUGGGUCCCUCCCUCAGUGACUCCUAUCAAACUCCUUAUGAUAAUGCAUAUUACUAUUAUGGAGCCAGAAAUCCUCUAGAUCCCAAUCUGGCCUACUAUGGACCAGUAGUGGGUCAGCAGUCUCACAUCCCUCCAGAAGCACAUUGGCCUGCUCUGCAGCCUCCCUCUGGGGGCCUCACACAACCCAUCAGCCAUGCUGGAGUUGUUUCAUCAGGACCAGUGAACAGCGAUAGGUCUCAGCAGCCCAAGGAAAAUGCUGCUAGCUAUCAAGAAGCCCUUAGGCAGCAGAUUCAGGAACGACAGCAGAGACGGCAUCGCGAGAAGGUGGAGAAGGAGCUGUUCGAUGCUAAGAUAGAAGCUGAGAUGAAGGCCUACGAGCCCUGGGGAAGAGCAGGAGGAGGAGCCCCUCUCAGGGACCAUCAUGGAAACCUCAUCAGUGAUCUGAAACAAAUGCAUAAAACAAAUGUGGAAGCUUAUGAUUCCGGAGGCAGACCAGCCCGGAUAUCAUUGUCUUCGAGGACAGAGCCUGCAGGUCUUUAUGUUUCUCAGCCGACUGUUCAUACCCGAGGUAACCUUUUCAGUGACCUGCCUACUCCACAGCAGCUUCAUGAUCAGGAAAAGUACAAAGACUGCUUGAAACAACAGAUUGAGGAAAAGAGGAUAAAGGAGGCAGAAGAAAGGGAGCGGCACAGGCUUGAGGAAGAGAAAGAAGAAAGACGACUAGCCGAACAGCGAGCUCGGAUCCAAAGAGAGUAUGAGGAGGAGCAGGAGAGGAAGCGCCAGAAAGAGAAAGAGCAAAUGGCCAAAAAUGAGGAGUUGAUCAGACAAGCAGAAGAGCGUCGAAAAGAAGCAGAAAAAGUGAGGAAAGAAGCAGAGGAGAAAGAGAACGAAGCCCUGAGGAAGAGACUUGAGAGAGAAAAGCAGACGCAUGUGGAGGAGGUCCAAAGGGCACCGUCGCCACCUCUGCCAGCCUUGCAGAAGAAACUACGCCAGCAGACGCCUAGACCUCCAUCGGUAGAGAGCCAUCGCUCUUCUGCAACUCUGUCUAUGCGCUCUAUGUCUGCACCGCAUUCUCCACCAGUGCCUGCCCGCAGGAAUGAGAUCAGGGCUACAGAGGAAAAGCGCACUGUGAUCAGAGAGUUAUCUGCCUUGCGUAGGCAGCUGCGAAGCGAACAGAGACGUCUGGAGGGACAGUUAAUACAGUCCAACAGAAAUGAUCUCCCCCCUCCCAUUCAUAUCAGGCCAAGAGAGCAGCUCCAGGAGGAUAUUUUUGAUGUGGCAAAACUACGCAAACAAGCCCCCAUCAGGAGACCAGCUUCCCACACCACUGCAGCGGCCAACACGCAGAACCUACAGGAAUUUAACCGUCUCAAGUACAGAGAUGGAGUAUCUCGUGAGGAGAUGCGGCAGGCGUAUCCUGAGCCCCCCAGUGAUGAUCACAGUCUAGAUAUACAACAACAGGCUCUGUUACGACAACAGCAGCGAACCAUCAACAGCCUGAGGACGGGCAGAGCUGCAGAUUACUUUGACCUGGUGUCUUCUGAUCAGCACCGCCAUGAGCGGAGGCAGAAUUCAGCUGAGGAUCUGGGCAGACGCUUGCUGCUAGACUCUGAGAGAGCUUUUAUAGACCCCAGUGGAGAUUCAUUCCUUCUACAAUCCCGCCAUGACCAGAGAAUGACAGCCAGAGUUAGCAAACCAGAUGUGACUGAUGAUGUGGUAAACGGGUACACUCGACCUGACAGCGCUCCUGACAGCCAUUCCCUGCACUCGCUAACCAUCACAGAAAUAGAGAGACUGAGGGAGCGCUCAAAAAACAAGAUGACAUCGCUGAAUAACAUGAGGGAACAUGACUGGAGAUCAGGGGACGCGUCUGCAGAGGAAGGAGAGGAUCUUUGGUCACCGACUCCUUCAACCCACCGGCCCGUCUCCAUGAACAGCGUGGCCACAGACCCCUGGUUACGAGCCAGUUCCUCAGACACGCUAAAGAGAGUGAUGGGCAAACGCAGACCAUCCAGCCGAGACCACGCAGGAGACUGGGAAGGACCGUCCACUUACCAUGGCUAAAUCUCAUGGAGUUCUUGUACUGGAUUCGUAACAUUUGAAGUUGUACAUGAGGCCAAAUAAUGUUUAUAGUUAUUGCUGUCAAUGAAAUGUUGCUCUUAGAAAGUUCUAGAACACUUCCUAUAGCAUUAAGAGUCUGUUCUCUCCGGUCAGAGAGUGCAGUCUGGGAGAAAUCAGCUUUCAUGCUUCAUACUGAGACUAUAUGAAUAUGUAAAUCACAUACAUUCUGUUUAUGUGUCUAAUCAGAUAUACAAUGCUGUAAUGUAAUAGAUUUUUUAAAAUAGUUUUACAGAAAAUGAAUUGUAUGUUUACAGCUAGAAAAACAAGCUUAUGAAAUUGUGUAUUGAAUGUUAAUAAAUAUUUGGAGAUAUUGAAUAUUAUUCACUUAAUUAUCACAUCUAUGUUCUAGA
Danio aesculapii is the source of this 3900-nucleotide messenger RNA. Its product is annotated as centrosome and spindle pole-associated protein 1. Gene Ontology annotation, biological process: positive regulation of cytokinesis. The transcript is spliced from 28 exons. The coding region runs from base 86 to 3493 and encodes 1135 amino acids. Gene Ontology annotation, cellular component: spindle pole; centrosome; microtubule. The record is from RefSeq and is a predicted model, not a curated record. Lineage: Eukaryota; Metazoa; Chordata; Actinopteri; Cypriniformes; Danionidae.